Molecule: messenger RNA, 648 nt
Organism: Colletotrichum godetiae
Lineage: Eukaryota; Fungi; Ascomycota; Sordariomycetes; Glomerellales; Glomerellaceae
Exons: 1
Coding region: 1-648 (215 amino acids)
Source: RefSeq, a predicted model, not a curated record
AUGCAGCGGCCGACGUCGCUCGACUUACAAGUCACUCUACCUCUGCCAUGUACCUCGACCUGCUCUUGUACGGGUACUUGGGGAGUGUCCGGACACGAACCCCUCCUAGGAUACGACCGCGGUAGGGACACCGUUGUUGCACCCGCACCGCACCCGCACGCCGCAGGCACACACCCGCCGUCCACCCUCCGUCGCCGCUACCAAGUUCUUCGCUGCACAUCCCGCGGCCGCCACGGCCACGCCCCAGAGCCACGCCGAACAUCCCGCGCCGCCCCUCGCAAUUUGCGUGCAGAAAGUGGGAGGAAGCAAACCGAGGUGGCACAUGUGUGGAAUGCUGCCAAUCCACAAACAAUUCACCACUCAGCCCCCCCCACCAACACGGUUACGAUACCGUCAGUUUUCUUGGGAGGGGGCGCUGGGCCAGAUUUGGUUGCCAGUCUGUCCAAGUAUUGCGUCCCAGGUCCCUGUCCAAGACAGCCACACGACGCAGCUCGAAAUAGUCCUUCACCCCCGUUGACUUACACGCAACCACAGGUCAACCCAUCACCUUGUCCUCGUUUGAUGGCCUUGAUUUGCGUCAAGGUUUCGAAACUCGCAGGUUGCAGCUGCGCCCCACGGCACGUUCGCAGUCCAGAGUGCCAAUCUUAG